Molecule: messenger RNA, 2670 nt
Organism: Penicilliopsis zonata CBS 506.65
Lineage: Eukaryota; Fungi; Ascomycota; Eurotiomycetes; Eurotiales; Aspergillaceae
Exons: 10
Coding region: 1-2670 (889 amino acids)
Biological process (GO): peroxisome organization; transmembrane transport
Cellular component (GO): plasma membrane; peroxisomal membrane
Molecular function (GO): transmembrane transporter activity
Source: RefSeq, a predicted model, not a curated record
AUGAUAGGAGCCACGAGGCGCUGGUUUCGGCGCAAUCGCAGAGGGCUUGCCGUGGGCGCAGCUGUCGUGGGAGCUAGCUAUCUGGCAGGCCAGUACUUGCUGUCUAAGAUCUCCGAGGCGCGAGAGCGUAUGAGUAGUGAUAGGAUCGCUCGUGAGAAUCUGCGACGGCGAUUUGAACAGAACCAGACUGAUUGCACUUACACCGUUCUUGCCCUGUUACCCACUGCGGCGGAAGAUAUUAUCGAGGCUCUUCCCGUGGAAGAGCUGACACAGGAGUUGCAGAAGAAACGCGCCGAACGGCUCGCACGGCUGAACGCCGGUGAAGCCACGAGCUCGGAUCUGAGUUCGGUGGCGCCCAGCAUCAUCGAAGAUGACCGGAAGAGCAUGUCUAGCUUCCAGAGCGAGAACUUCGUGCAUGCGAGCCAACUCGGCGAACAACCGGCGGGCGAAGGAGAGGGACAGCCACGGGUUAAACGCAAUAGAGCUCAGUUGUGGAAUGAGAUUAAGAUUUCCUCUAUUACACGCUCCUUUACGAUGAUCUACACCCUCUCGCUGCUGACGAUGUUCACUCGAAUCCAAUUGAACCUUCUCGGUCGUCGCAACUAUCUGUCCAGCGUGAUUUCUCUGGCCACACCGCCUGCGAAUGCGUCCGCCAUCAGACUCGAGGACCACGAUGACGAGUUGGCUCAGACGUUUGGAAAUGAUUUUGAAACAAAUCGGCGAUACCUUGCCUUUAGCUGGUGGCUACUUCACCGUGGAUGGCGGUACUUGAUGACUGAGGUUCAAGCAGCCGUGACGGAGGCUUUCGGGGCUCUCAGUCCACGGGAAGACAUCACUCUGGAGAAACUGUCCGAGCUUACCCUCCAGGUUCGCCAGAGGGUUGAAGGUGAUACCGAAGAGCAGCGACGUGUGCUGCAAGAAUCGGGAGUUCUGGGCGUAUCUGACCCCUCGUCUCCCCAGACGGCUUCAACACUGCGGACUUUGCUAGAUGAGACCGCCGAUCUGAUUGAGUCCCCGUCGUUUACACAGGUCCUGACCCUGCUCAACAACGAGGGUUUUGCAACGCUGGUCGAACAGAGGGUUGCUGCGGAAGCGUUCCGGUCGACGUCUUCCCUGCGGGAUCCGGAAACCGUCCCUCAGUCGUUUUCCUCGGUCGCCACGGUCGUGCCUCCAACUGGCGCCUCUGGCCUGAAGACGAAGCUGGCCAACGUCCUUGCUGUAAUGACACGGCAAGCCCACGCCAUCGGCAAUGGCUCCAAUCCACCGAACGACUACCUUGUUGCUAUGGAGCAGGGGGUGCGGGAACUCGAAGCCUUUGCUGCCGUCGCUAGUGAGCUGGCGAGCGAUCAGCCAGCGCUGGGGACUGUCAAUGAACGCAAGCUGAUGGCCAAGAUUGACUGGCACAUUCUUGCUCCUCUCUGUGUGCUGUAUCUACUUGCUUUCUUGGAUCGGGUCAACAUCAGCAAUGCAGCUGUCUUCGGACUUAAAACUGACCUCAACAUUACCUCGGGUACCAAAUACAAUGCCGCGUUGACGAUCUUCUUUGUGCCCUACAUCAUCUUCGAGAUCCCGUCGAACCUCCUGCUGAAGAAACUGAAGCCUCACGUGUGGUUACCCCUGUGCAUGUUCGGUUUCGGACUUGUCAUGAUCUGUCAGGGCCUGGUGUCAAGCUGGGGUGGUUUGAUGGCUGCGCGUUUUUUCUUGGGUGUCUUCGAGACGGGCAUGUUUCCAGGAUGUGAGUGCGGCUUCUAUCUCAUGGGUAUGUGGUACAAGCGCAGCGAAGCCCAGAAGCGCUUCAGCUUCUUUUUCAGCUCUACAACCCUUGCCGGUGCCUUUGGUGGUCUCCUUGCCAGCGCCAUCGGCAAGAUGAGCGGGAUGAGAGGCUACUUGGGCUGGCGUUGGAUCUUCAUCCUGGAGGGCACACUCACCUGCAUCGUCUCCUUCAUCUGGUUCUUCGUCAUCCCCGACUUCCCGGAAGAUGUCAAAUGGCUUACCGCGGAGGAGAGGGAGUUCCUUCAAGCUAAGUUGAGCAAAGAUGUUGGGAAAUCGGCACAUGAUACCAAGAUUGGGCUGCGUGAGGUUCUGGACGUUUUCAAAGACUCCAUCACGACACAGCUGUACUCUAUUCCUCCUUGGGCUGCCGCCUUUGGAUUGUCCUUAUGUGUCGCCUUCCUGUCUGACAAGUUUCGGCACCGGUUCGCCUUCGUCAUCAUUCCGAUUUGCAUCGCUAUUGCUGGUUUCGCGAUCCUGCUCACUGUCCAUGGAACUGCUCAUCGGCAUGUCGAAUACGGUGCUCUCUUCCUCGUCACUUCAGGCACCUACAGCGCCAUGCCUGUGAUUGUGUGUUGGUUCGCCAUGAAUCUGGGUGGCCAUCACCGUCGCAGUAUAGGAACUGCCUGGCAGGUUGGUUUUGGAAAUAUCGGUGGUAUCAUCGCCACCUAUUCCUUCCUUUCCAAGGAUGCUCCCCUCUACCGGCCUGGCUACAGCAUCUGUCUGUCUUUCAUCUGUCUCUCAGCAGUCGCUUGUACCGUCUAUCUUGUUGCUGUGUGGCACGAGAACAGAAAGCGAGACGCAAACAUGAUCACCAACCCGGAAGCCCUUGGGGAUAACACGGAAGAGGAUGUCGGGAUGCUGGGUGAUCUUGCCCCGGGAUAUCGGUACAACUAUUAA